AUGUCCGGCUCCAGCAUUGCCGCGCUUCUCUCCUCCUGUCUCUUGUUUUCCCGCACCCUUGCUGUUGAGCCACAGCAAGCCGUCUGGACCUCCAAGGCGAUCGGCCCAGACGGGCCAUGGAACGCCGUUGAGGUGUCGCUGGGCGGCCAGUCCAACAUCGCGCUGUUUCCCGGCCGCCUGUGGAGCACAUUCGUCACGACCACCGACUACUGCUCGGUCGACAGCGCGGUCCCCCACUGCGCGUCGGGCUCGUAUGACACGAACCGUGUGUCUGCUAACAAGGGCUCCGGGACCACCUUAAGCAUAGCAUGGCAGCCGGAUGUCCAGGAGCUGAGCGAGGGGGUUAAGGCGGUCGGGACCGCGCCGAUGCACCUGGAUUCGAUCGACUUGCAGUUCAAGAAUGUCGGCGCCAUCGACGACCACUCGCUCGCCCUCAUCGAAGACGAGUCCCAGAUGUACGAGUACCCGGGCGGAGCGCAGUACCCGAUCUUCACAGGCUGUCUCAGCCUGGGAGCUGCCGACCGGUAUCAAACAUUUACUGGUGGUAUAGGCGGAAGAAGCGUCAACGCCACGAUGAUUCCGUGGUACCUCAAGGACCAAGGCCAGACCGCGUCCAGCUCCUUCGGCCUGCAUAUCGGGUCCGCGGGCCCGACCGCGACCAUGCCCGGAUCGCUUCUCUACGGAGGCUACGACCGCAACCGUGUGCUCGGCGACGUGGUCACAUUCAACGGCGAUCUCUGGUCCUCCGUCACCCUCCUCGACAUCGGCAUCCGCGUCUUCGACGGCGCCUCCCCCUUUACCGCUUCCUCUUCCUCGUCCUCUUCCAGUUCAAGCGGUAGUAGCAGUAGCAGUAGCAAAAUCACCGGCCUCCUCGCGCAGGGCAAUUCAUCCAUCAGCACCUCCGCCGGCCUCUCCGUUCUCAUCGACCCCUGCACCCCGUACCUAUCCCUCCCGCAAUCCACCUGCGACGCCAUCGCCGAGCACCUCCCUGUCUCCUACGAUGCUCCUCUCGGUCUCUAUCUCUGGAACACCUCCUCUCCACACUACCACCACAUCGUCUCCUCCGCCUCGGCCCUCACCUUCACCUUCCUAGGCAACACCCAAACCGCCGCCACCCAAGCCGGCACCACCAUCAACGUCCCCUUCCGCCACCUCAACCUCACCCUCUCCGCGCCCUUCACCGACACACCCGUGCCAUACUUCCCCUGCUUCACCGGCACCGGCUCCAAAGGCCAGCCCGUCUUAGGCCGUGCCUUCUUACAGGACGCCUUCUUAGGCGCCAACUGGGAGCAGAAGAAGAUCUUUCUUGCCCAAGCGCCUGGGCCGAAUAUCCCCUCCUCGGGUGGCGCCGUCGACGCUGUUAACAUACAGCCGGGGGACGUCACACUCGCGGCAUCGAAUGGAAACGACUGGGAGGAAUCGUGGAAGGGGGUUUGGACGGCUCUGACGGCGGAUCAGGUUCGUGGUAGUAGUGCCAGCGCCAGCGCCAGCGGGAGCAUCCCAACUAGCACGAGUAGCUCUUCUUCUGGCCAGGGAGGGGGCAGUGCGUCGGCGGGGGCGGAAGCGACACAACAACAGGAUGCGGGUCUGUCGAUGGCGGCCGUGGCAGGUAUUGGUGUGGGAGCGGGCGUGGGUGGGAUGAUGGUUGUCGGGCUGGCUGUGGUGUUCUGGCGGCGGUGGAGGAAGAACCAGAAGAAGAUGGCUGCCCGUGAGCUGGAAGCCACAGAGGCAUCACAGCAGCCGAAUCAUUACGACUAUUAUGCUGAAGCAAAGGACCCUUACACAGGUCACUGGGUGGUGGAGGCGCCCGAUAGGAUUCACGGACUUCAUGAGAUGCCGUUGCCUGAUAGGGUUCAUGAAGUGAUGGGGGACCAUCCGAAUGGACCACCGCUGCCGCCGGCUGGUUGGGGCGAGGCGAGAGGAGCGCACUAG
Dichotomopilus funicola is the source of this 1932-nucleotide messenger RNA. RefSeq lists its product as uncharacterized. The transcript has a single exon. The coding region runs from base 1 to 1932 and encodes 643 amino acids. Lineage: Eukaryota; Fungi; Ascomycota; Sordariomycetes; Sordariales; Chaetomiaceae. The record is from RefSeq and is a predicted model, not a curated record.